AUGCAAUAUGACCUUUCAUCAUUUAAUGUACGAAUCAUACCGAUGACUGAAGCCAAACAAGAUUUAAUUGAAUUAUCAACAAAUCCUUUAGAUGUAUGGAUAAAUACACAUUAUGAUGAAUUGUGUGCAGGUAUGACAUGUAAAAAUGCUCUAUUCUGCAAACCAUCAGACAUGAAAGACAAAAACUUUCAAAUGAGCAUUAAAGAUAAAUGUGAUAAGAAACAGAGAAGAAUAGAUGGUAAACAAACAUGGUGUUAUGUUUUGAAAGAAGAAAUGAAAGGAUUAUAUAAACAGGUUGAACCAAACGAUAAUGAGGAUUCAUUUACUGACGAUGAAAUACCUGUAAAUGAGCCGCUAAGCGGCGAGACCUGA
Molecule: messenger RNA, 372 nt
Organism: Trichomonas vaginalis G3
Lineage: Eukaryota; Parabasalia; Trichomonadida; Trichomonadidae
Exons: 1
Coding region: 1-372 (123 amino acids)
Source: RefSeq, a predicted model, not a curated record